This is a messenger RNA of Brassica oleracea var. oleracea, 1133 nucleotides long. Its product is annotated as protein STRICTOSIDINE SYNTHASE-LIKE 9-like. Gene Ontology annotation, biological process: biosynthetic process. The transcript is spliced from 3 exons. Lineage: Eukaryota; Viridiplantae; Streptophyta; Magnoliopsida; Brassicales; Brassicaceae. Bases 1 to 1113 code for a protein of 370 amino acids. Gene Ontology annotation, molecular function: strictosidine synthase activity. The record is from RefSeq and is a predicted model, not a curated record.
AUGCCGAUUAGUGAGAAACUUCCAACUUGGGCCGUUGUUCCGGCUGUUUUAGCCGUGUUUUCCGUAAUUUUCUAUCAGAUCUUAAUCGCGCCGGACAAUUUGAACGGCACCAAAAAUGUAUUGUCGAUGGCUAAGACCAUACCACUUCCUGUCGAUGGACCAGAGAGCAUUGAGUGGGAUCCGCAAGGAGGAGGUCCUUAUGCUGCUGUUGUGGACGGCCGUAUUCUCAAGUGGCGUGGAGAUGGUCUCGGUUGGGUUGAGUUCGCAUACACAUCUCCUCGCAGAGGGAACUGUUCCCGGCAUGAAGUAGUACCUACAUGUGGAAGGCCACUAGGACUUAGUUUCGAGAAGAAAACAGGAGACUUGUACAUCUGUGAUGGUUACCUCGGGGUCAUGAAGGUUGGGCCAGAAGGAGGCUUGGCUGAGUUGGUAGUGGACCAGGCUGAAGGUCGCAAAGUAAUGUUUGCAAACCAGAUGGAUAUUGACGAAGAGGAAGAUGUCUUCUACUUCAAUGACAGUAGUGACAAGUAUCAUUUCAGGGAUGUAUUUUACGUGAUUGUCAACGGUGAGCGGCCAGGAAGAGUGAUCAGAUACAAUAAGAAGACGAAAGAGGCCAAGGUUGUCAUGGACAAUCUCCGUUGUAACAACGGUUUGGCUCUAAACAAAGAUAGAUCUUUCUUAGUCUCAUGUGAGUCUGCCACUGGCCUUGUCCAUCGAUAUUGGAUUAAAGGUCCUAAAGCCGGGACUCGUGAUAUCUUCGCCAAGGUUCCUGGUUAUCCUGACAACAUCCGUUUGACACCCACUGGUGAUUUUUGGAUUGGUAUACACUGUAAGAAAAACUUACUAGGACGAUUGGUUGUGAAUAAUCAGUGGUUAGGGAAGUUAGUUGAAAAGACGGUGAAGUUAGAGUUAUUGAUUGGGUUAGUGAACGGGUUUAAGCCGCAUGGGGUGGCCGUGAAAAUCUCCGGGGAGACGGGGGAGAUAGUUGAGAUACUUGAGGACAAAGAAGGGAAGACAAUGCAGUAUGUGAGUGAGGCUUAUGAGAGAGAUGAUGGUAAGAUAUGGUUUGGGUCCGUUUUCACGCCUGCCGUAUGGGUUCUUGAUCGCAAGUGAGUGAUUCCGUUUGUUGUAUG